UGUGCAGCAGCGAAAGUGGUCCGUCCUGUCAACGGAGGGAUGUUACGCCCGGUAACACCGCCUGUGGUCCGACGGAAAGCGGUUUCAUCGGAAAAUGAAGCGCUGGGCGAACAUCUAAAAUCCAAUUAAAAUACAAAGAAUCCUGGUGAACAUGAGCGGGUCCGUGAGAUGGAUUUCAGAGGACAUGGACCGACAAAUUGUACAGGCCGUAUUUGACGAGGACACGAUGUCCUCCACCUCGGUGGGGAUGUCGGAUUUGUCCGACGAGAUCCUGCUGUGCAUCCUCCGCCACGUUCCAGUGUGUGACCUGCUGUGGAACGUGGCGAACGUCUGCCACAAGUUACACACACUGUGCCACGAUAAGACCCUGCUCACAAACGUCAGCCUGUCUGAGGAGUAUCUGGCUGACGAUCUAUUGAUUCGGCACAUAUUAAAGCGGUUGGCCAAUCACGUGCAGUCUCUUAGCCUCAAUGGUUGCUACUGGCUGGCUGGCUCUACAAUGGAGCUUCUCGCUCGCUGCAGAGGAGUGACGCACCUCGAUGUCACCGGCUGUCGCCUCACUUCCCUGCGUCUCUCCCGUCUCCUCUCCUCCCUCUCUCUGCUCAGAUCCCUCGCUUUUGAUGUGACGCCCGGCUUCAACUCGGCUCAGCUCAGUUCGGAGGCCGUGGCUUCCCUGAGCCGCCUGUCGGAGCUCAGACAGACGCUGCUGACGCCGAGUUAUGGUGUGGUGCCAUGUUGUGCACAACUCCGCAAGCUGAUGCUGCAGUUUGACAUCUCAGACGUGACCAGAGAGGGGAUCGGUGUCUGCUGUCAGUUAAUGAUGGGUCAGAGCAGUGUGCCGCAUUACCAGCAGCUGGAGGAGUUCACUGCCAGGCUGGCUCCGGGGGAGGUGAACCAGACCUUGCUCCUCCUCUACCUGGCAGUGUUCAGCGUUCAUGUGCCGAAGCGUCUCAGAGUUUUCCUUGUGUCGAUUCCUGGGCCGAACCCGGCGCACUGGCCCGCCGCCCCCUCAUUGGCCCAGAGCUUGGGCCAGCGCGGGGACCUGGAGGCGCUGCAGCUCCCUCGGUCCUGGCUGGAUUCCUUGUCCCUGAAGCGAGCUCUGGAGGGAAACAGCCCGAAGCACCUGAGCUUCAGCCGCUGCCCGGCGCUGUGGCCGCAGGUGUUCCAGUCGCUGCUGGAGGGAGGAGUCAAAGACGCCACGCAGCUGACCAGCCUGAACCUCAGCGGGAUCAACAAGGUCCUGUACUCUGAGUGCAGGAGUGUGGAGGAUCAGCUGGUUCCCGCCACGAUGAGCCGGUUGGCCGUCGGCUGUUCCAACGUGAAACAACUGAACCUGAUGCACACGCACUAUCAUCACGAAAGCUCGCCGGGGCUGGGUGGGGAAACGCACCUGUGUGCCAGCUUGGCCAAACUGGCACACCUGCGCUCUCUCGCUCUGCCCGCCUGCGCUCUGUCGGACGGCUUGAACACGCAUCAAAUCACCACGAACAGCACGUCUCCCUCCCCGCUGUUCCAGGGCCUGAAGAAGUCUCCGCGUCUGGGGAUCCAGAAUUACCAGCCCGACGCGGAGUGCACCCUGUCGGGGGACAGCAUAGCGGGGCUCACGCUGCUCUUAGCCGGCUGCCCUUUUUUAGAGACCUUGGAGCUCAUCGGCCCAGGUUUUGUCUCCGCGCUGCCUCGGCUCGAGCCGUGCACUCGCGCCAGCGUGGAGCCUCGCGGCAUGUGCCCGUGGGCCCGGGGGGUCGGCGACGCACACUUGGCGGCACUUGAGGCGUUGCCUCGGUUACAUCGUCUGACUCUGGCCGGGCUGCCUGGCGUCCUCAGGGGGACGGGGCUGGUACAGCUGACCAGGCAGUGCAAAGACCUACAGGUGUUGUCCCUGGCCAACAUGGGAUCACUAAAAACCAUGAACUACACCCCUGCCUUGCUGGACACACUUAAACAGUGCACGCAGCUACGGGAACUCAGGUUGGAGCAGCCCUACCUGAAUGCCAGCACCUCCUUCUUUGAGGCUCUGUCCUGCUGCUCCCGUCUGCAGCGCCUCUGCCUUAUCUCCCGCGGCGGCGCCUUCGACCCGUCGGCCGUAGAAACCUUCAUGGAGCGUUGCUGCCACGUCGUCAUGUGCCACAUGUUCAUGGGCGGCACCUUGGUGGCUUGUCGCACUCUGCAGAAAGUUCUGCUCGACAGAUUUUCCACGGAUCGCUCGGCUCUGAGCGUGGUCAUCUAUCCGUUGCAGCAUGAAGACCUGUCGUCAGUCAUCAGAGACAUCCCACUGACACUGCUGGACAGGAUGACUUUGUUCCAGAGCCACGUGGCCCAACCCCCGCAUCUAUCCCCAUUGUGACAUCACCAGAAAGCUCCAGAGUGAUUGGUACGCGACGUCUGCUGCGAGGUGCUCCGACCCAUUUUAUUCUGCAGGAAAUAGAAGUCGCUCGUUGAAACACCGAUUGUCACCUGCACAGUGAUUUCUGUGUCAUUUUGUUUCACCGAGAACAGUUUCAGGCUGCUCGACAACAAUCAUCAUCAUCAUCAGAUUGUUUUCAUUUAGCUGACAAAGUAAUAAUGUUCUUCAAAAGGUAAUUUGCUGGGAGGGAGUUUAUUGUUCCUGGACAUUUCACAUGUGUUACCAUUUGGAGACUCGAAUGAGGCCCUUUCAAUCAUGAAUCAUGCCCAUUACUACACCGGCGGUCUGUUACUUUGAAAAUAAGUGCCAAAAAUAGAAAUGAAGGGAUGUAUUUGUUCAGAUACUUCUGAAUCAAAUGAAGUUGUAAUAAACUCCAUUGAAGUUA
This is a messenger RNA of Pseudoliparis swirei, 2789 nucleotides long. RefSeq names its product F-box and leucine-rich repeat protein 18 (gene fbxl18). Gene Ontology annotation, molecular function: protein binding. The coding region runs from base 152 to 2344 and encodes 730 amino acids. Gene Ontology annotation, cellular component: SCF ubiquitin ligase complex. The record is from RefSeq and is a predicted model, not a curated record. Lineage: Eukaryota; Metazoa; Chordata; Actinopteri; Perciformes; Liparidae. The transcript is spliced from 7 exons. Gene Ontology annotation, biological process: SCF-dependent proteasomal ubiquitin-dependent protein catabolic process.